Messenger RNA from Rhagoletis zephyria (snowberry fruit fly), 1338 nucleotides. The record is from RefSeq and is a predicted model, not a curated record. NCBI's taxonomy places the organism in Eukaryota, Metazoa, Arthropoda, Insecta, Diptera, Tephritidae.
AUUAUUGGAUCAUUUCUUGUUCUUGUUAUCCUCAUUUCAAUAUUUGGUAAUUUACUUGUGUGUGUGGCCAUUUCAUCAGAUCGAAGAUUAAGAAAACUGGGCAAUUUAUUUAUAGUUUCACUAGCCAUUGCCGAUCUUUGCGUGGGUGCUCUAGUGAUGACAUUUGCCCUUGCCAAUGAUCUUUUAGACUACUGGCCAUUUGGUCCUCAACUGUGCGAGAUUUGGAUUGCCUUCGACAUCAGCUGCUCGACGUGUUCAAUCAUUAACCUCUGUGCUAUUGCACUUGACCGCUAUGUACACAUCAAAGAUCCAAUGCGCUACAACCGUUGGAUGACCAAAAAGGUGGUAAUUGGUGCUGUCUCCCUUAUAUGGCUAGUCUCCUGUGGUAUUUCAUUUGUGCCUAUCAGCUUGGGCUGGCACAAACCUGAUCAGCCGACAACGACCAAUUUUGGUUACACUGAUGAUCCAAUGUUUCCACAGUGUACACUCGACUUGACGCCAACAUAUGCAGUGGUCAGCUCUACCAUCAGUUUUUAUCUACCAUGUAUCGUAAUGCUCUACCUGUACGCUAAGCUGUACUCCAUUUGCCAAGAGCACGUGAGGUGCAUCAAGUCAAUGACCAAAUUCCAGGCAGUGCCAAUAUCACACCAGUCUCUAGCACCAAAUCAUAAUCAAAGCUACAUUCCUUCAACCCCUCAAAUUGGCACGCCGACUCGAGCGCACAGUGGCCCCUUGCCGCCAACAAGAAUAUCUGUCUCUUCAAACAUUGGGUCAGCCAGUGCUGGGUCUCAAAGUCACGUCACAGAGCACAAAGCGGCCAUCACUUUGGGUAUUAUCAUGGGAACAUUUUUAGCAAGCUGGGUGCCAUUUUUUUGCAUUAAUAUCUGGGCUGCUUUUUGCAAAACGUGCGUUCCCGGAUUAGUAUUUAAGAUUCUUACAUGGUUAGGGUAUUUUAACAGUUGCAUGAAUCCUGUUAUCUACAGCAUCUUCAACACCGAGUUUCGUGACGCUUUUCGACGCAUUUUGAUUCGGUACAUUUUUAACGGAGACACGACAGCCGCCUGCUCUCGUCUGGUUCCGUGCAAAACACCUCGUUCAUCAACGGCAACGGUGACCGGCUCACUCACUGUCAACAAUCAAAUUCACAAUCACAAUCUGAACAACAACAACAACAAUUGCACAAAGAGUCAUUUCAAUGUCAUGACUACAAUAGCAGUAUCAACAGGUAGCAUGAGUCAACUUCCAAAAGCGUCCAUCGACGAUAGAUCACUGGAUUCAGGAAUUCUCAAUGCAUCGCCGCAUAAUGAAAAUGAGAAUCACGAAGCAGAAGACGUUGAG